UAUAUGCUUGUGUUUUGUAGUUCUCUCAACAAUAACUAUGAUGUUUUAUAAAGUUUUAAUAACAUUGUCAGUGACAGCGAUAUAUAUUAUAAAGUAUAGUGAUGCUGGCAACGAAGAUAAUGUUGACAACUAUAUAGAGGUUCUGAGCAAUUGGAAUGAUUGGAGAUCAUAUUUUAGUGAAACUGUAAAAAAAUACUAUGAGUAUGGUAAAGAACAAAAAUGUGAUAAGAAUAAUCUUCUAAAGUCUCCAGAGCAAUAUUGUUUUUUUAUCUUUCCACAGAGUCAAAGUGAAUGGAAAAUAGGUACCAUUACAAUAUUUUAUAUUCAAAUGUUUCUUUAAUAUAACUUUACAUUUUCACAAAUUUUAGUAUUUAAUUUGUGUCAAAAUAUAAUUUUUAACAAUUAUUGAUAAAUACAUUAUUCAUAAUUAUCCAACUCUAUGAUUAUACUCACAAUCAUAGUCCAUGCAAUCUCUUAUCACGGCUGUCGAAUACUCACAAGUAUAUAUCCGAUAUUAUAGCUAUCAUAUGUAUCAUUCUCCUAUAUAAUAUCAUCAUUAUCCCGCUGUUGUUUUCUAUUUUAAUAGACCCCUUGUCUUUUUUCGUCACUUAUGUCAUACCAUAUUUUAUACUCUGUCUCAAAUAAAGGCAACUCAGGUAACAUAUAAUUUCGUGCAACUUGUCAAAUCUUGGCACUCUAGUCUACCUGCAUGUUGGUACUUUUCAAAUCGUAUUGAGAAGACCGUUGCCUACUCGUUAAUGUAAAAGGUCCUAGGUGUAACCUCUAUAACUAAACACAUACGUGCAGGCGUACCAAAAGUUUCCUGCCAUUCACCGUUUUUCUACUGAGCGAUCAGCAUAUACCAUCGACAUAUCAUUUAACCAAAAUGUUACACUUUUACUAUUUGCUGACUCACACUUUUUACCAUGACUUAUUCGAAACAAUUCCAGAGCAAUCAUCCACUUUCAAAAAUUAAAUACAGCAAUGGACUGAUUCCAUCACAAAUGGAAACUGAAAAUAAAUGCACAAAAGACAUUUGCAUCUAAGGCCGCAACGAAUUUUGGAAGUGGGUCCAACAUUUUUUUUUUAACAGAUAUUUAAAUUAUUAUAUAGUCAAUAAACUAUAUUCUUAACUAAAAUGUUUCUACUUUUAAAAAUUUAAAUAUUCCAAGGGAAGCAGGAGUUAGGGGCCUUGGACUCAGCCCGGCUCCCCAGUUACGGCUUUAGUUGCAAUUAUGUUCCAUUAUUCUAGAGCAUUUACUGAUUUCAAAGUCAAAAUAAACAGACCUUUGUUCCAGUAUUGUAUAUUUAAAAUAAGAAAGUCACAAUAAAAGGAAACAUAAUAAUUUAGUAAACUUUGAGGUUUUUUUAGAAACGUUUACAAGCUAAAAGUGUACACCGUUUAUCUUUAACUUCUAAAAACGCUGUGUUUAACACUUGUUAGUGACUCCCAAAAAUACCGCUGUGUAAAAAUAAGAUUGAGGUUACUUUUAUUUGAGUCACGUUAUUGUGUUAUCACUUUCUGGAUUUAUCUAUAAUAAAUUAUAAUUGUUGCUUAUUCUACAUGACAUAUAACAUUAAUUAUCAAACAUAAUAUAAACACAACUUAAAUAAAAAAAUGAUCAUGAUAUUAUUGUAAUCAAAAUUGUCCAUACUGAAACAUUUAUAACCUCGUAAUAAUUUAUAAUUAUUAAAUAUUUUAUUGCAUUUAUAUAGUUAAUUCCUACAAUA
This is a messenger RNA of Rhopalosiphum padi (bird cherry-oat aphid), 1731 nucleotides long. RefSeq lists its product as uncharacterized. The transcript is spliced from 5 exons. The record is from RefSeq and is a predicted model, not a curated record. NCBI's taxonomy places the organism in Eukaryota, Metazoa, Arthropoda, Insecta, Hemiptera, Aphididae. Bases 38 to 340 code for a protein of 100 amino acids.